This is a messenger RNA of Bipolaris sorokiniana ND90Pr, 1170 nucleotides long. RefSeq lists its product as uncharacterized. The transcript has a single exon. Gene Ontology annotation, molecular function: chitin binding. The annotation marks the transcript as partial. Gene Ontology annotation, biological process: chitin catabolic process. The record is from RefSeq and is a predicted model, not a curated record. NCBI's taxonomy places the organism in Eukaryota, Fungi, Ascomycota, Dothideomycetes, Pleosporales, Pleosporaceae.
GCGGCCCUAGCGGCCACGGUGCCUCUCUCCAGCGCCCACAUGAUCAUGGCGAACCCGGUUCCCUUCAACGCCCCGAAUAACUCGCCACUCGCCCCAGAUGGUUCCGAUUUCCCUUGCAAGGGCCCGCCCAGCGGCUCUGCUCAAGUGAACGAGUGGCACGUCGGCUCAACCCAAUCCCUCUCCUUCUCGGGCACUGCCGUCCACGGCGGUGGAAGCUGCCAGAUGAGCGUAACCACUGACAAAACACCUACCAGAGAUUCCAAGUGGAAAGUCAUUUACAGCAUCGAAGGCGGAUGUCCUGCUAACGUAGAGGGUAACCUGGAUCAGAGCGGCCCUAACUACGACGGCACUUUUCCUUUUACCGUCCCCCAGGAUCUUCCCACCGGCGACUUGACUGUGGCCUGGACGUGGUUCAACAAGAUUGGCAACCGCGAAAUGUACAUGAAUUGCGCGUCUGUUUCAGUCACUGGCGGCGCAGAUGAUGCAUCGGGGCUGGAUGCGCUUCCUGACAUGGCGAUUGCGAAUGUCAACGUCCCGGGCUCAUGCGGCACGACAAAAGAGGGGACCGACUAUACGUUUGCGAAUCCAGGCAUGUUUGGUACGACGGUUGGUGAGGGUCCGUUUAUGAAUCUUUGCGCGGGUACGCCUUCACAGCCUGGAAUGGGUCGUAGUAGUGGUGGUAGUGGCUCUGAUGGUGCUGCUGGGGCUUCUUCACAGGCUCCAGCUGCAUCGGAUGCUGGAUCCGCGAUGCCUUCAACCUUCCGUACUGUCAAGACCGCUACCGCGCCUAUGCUUCCUAUGCCCACCAAUCCAGGUGGUGUUAUGGCUCCUUCCGCUUGUAGUGCCGCUCAAGCUCCCAAGCCCACGCCCGCUCAACCUUCCCAAGGCCCUGGUACAGCUUAUCCUACUGCCGCCCCAGCCCCAGCUCCAGCCCCGAGCCACGUCACACCUCAUCCUUCAGCUGGACUAGCCCCAGGCUCUGGAUCUUCUAGCGGCACUCUUUGCUCUACCGAUGGCCAACUCGUCUGCUCACCCGACGGUACGCAGUAUGGUCUUUGUAACUUUGGAAAGGCAGUCAUGAUGCCAGUAGCUGGAGGCACAAAGUGUGUGAGUGGUGCUAUUGCAAGGCAUGAUGAUUACACGCACCGAAACCAGCGCACUGCUAUCUAA